This is a messenger RNA of Geodia barretti, 255 nucleotides long. The record is from the annotation of a GenBank genome assembly. NCBI's taxonomy places the organism in Eukaryota, Metazoa, Porifera, Demospongiae, Tetractinellida, Geodiidae.
AUGAGUUCGAGUUACAUCGGCAAGGUGGACAAGGCACGCAAGUACGCCGAGGAGCCGGAGCGGGUGAACAUCCACACCUUCGAGGCUUCCUUCAUCGGCAACCACAACACUUAUCGGGUCGCUUACAGCGAAGGGGAUUGGAGCUGUGAAUGCGCCUUUUUCGCCACCCGACGCGUGUGCAGCCACACCAUGGCCCUGCAGCGAAUGCUCGACGAGGUGCUGGCAGGACACGCUGCCGAAGCCGCCGCUGACUGA